UCCACUAAAAUGAGAAUUAGCAGAGAACCAUAAAAUGAGAAUUAUGAAGAUGGUAAUAAUAAGUUUUGCAAGCAUAUUAUUACCAUUGUGCAUAGUAGGUAUGGUAGCUAAUGAGGCAGAGUCUCUAGAAGAGUAUUUGAGAGGCCACAACACUGAACGAGCAAUGGUUGGGGUUCCUCCGCUGAAGUGGGAUGUGAAACUAAGAAAGAAAGCUCAAGAGUUGGUGAAUGAAUACCUCGAAAUCUGUUGGGGAAAACCACCGCCAUCCAAGUCCUCUAUCUACGGUGAGAAUCUUAUGUGGAAGUAUGCAUCUGCUGAACAUGUUACAGCAGCAAAAGCGGUAGCGUGGUGGGUGGCACAGAAAAAGUACUACGACCAUAAAUCCAACUCGUGUAUUGGUGGUAAGUGUGAAGAAUACACUCAAGUUGUUUGGAGAGAAACCACUCAUGUUGGAUGCGCUAAUGCUAAAUGCCCAGAUACACCAGGCGUCGUUGCCAAAUGCACCGUUACUAUUUGUCUUUAUAAUCCUAAAGGAAACCUUCAAGGCCAUCGUCCUUUCUAGUUAAUCACAAUCAAUGUUAUAUACUAUUUAAUAUAUCAAUAAUGCUAGGGAAUCAAGAUAGUUUCAGCAAAAAAUCAGUCAAAUGCCCAAAUGUUUCUGGAUGAAUCCAAAAUCUCUACGUGGAUGGUGUUUAUGUUAGGAAUCAGGAUGUUUCUUUUCUUUGUAAAUUGGAUGGUUCUAACUUUGUUUUCUGAUUUAUCAUGUUUUAGGCAUUUGGAGAGAGAAUGAGGGUGGAAGAGACAUAAGCUAAUUGAAUCAGUUUUCGUGAUUCACAUUGCAAUUA
Messenger RNA from Arachis stenosperma, 845 nucleotides. RefSeq names its product pathogenesis-related protein 1B-like. The transcript has a single exon. NCBI's taxonomy places the organism in Eukaryota, Viridiplantae, Streptophyta, Magnoliopsida, Fabales, Fabaceae. The coding region runs from base 35 to 562 and encodes 175 amino acids. The record is from RefSeq and is a predicted model, not a curated record.